Messenger RNA from Symbiodinium sp. CCMP2456, 717 nucleotides. The record is from the annotation of a GenBank genome assembly. NCBI's taxonomy places the organism in Eukaryota, Dinophyceae, Suessiales, Symbiodiniaceae.
AUGCUAUGGGAUGGUGCGAGCACAGGCCUGCCAAGACACUCUGAGCGGGUCCUGGUUGUGAUCGAGAUGCGCGAACACGAGGACCUGGAGGUGGUGCUCCGCUCUAGCAUACAUUUGCUCGAGCCGCGUACGUGGGCUCUUCUUCUGGUUUGUGGUGAGCGGAACAAGACCUUCGUCGAGCAGAUUGUGAGGAGGUGGUCCUUUGUUCACCUUCAUUGCUUACCGAUAUCCAACUUCAGCCGCGAAGGGUACGCCAACUUCCGCAGAUCUCAGGAAUUGUUGUCGUGGAUCGAGGGUGCUGGUGGCAAGCUGGCGCUUUUCCUGGAAUGUGACUCUCUGCUUCUGCGCUCUGGCGUCGAAAGCUACUGCAGCUAUGACCUGGUUGGAGCACCCUGGAGCUGGGCAGAGGAUGCAACCUGUGUUGGCAACGGCGGCUUUUCUAUUAGGCGUUGCGAGUUCCUUCGCGCCGCUUUGGACUACAUGCAGGCAACGUGUGCCGGUGAAGUGGCAAGCCCCUGGCCUUCUCGCAACGAAGACAUCUGCUUCGCUCGAGCAGCUGCAGACCUGGCGGCACACAUUCCGUCCCGGGAGGUGGCGCAAGAAUUCUCGGUGGAGACUAUAUACCAUCCGGCUCCAAUCGGCUGCCACAAGCCGUGGCAAUAUCUCCUGCCGUCGGAUAUGCUACGAUUGCUGACGAUUUGGGAGCCGGCAGACUGA